ACCCCAAGGUCACCGACCUCACCACAGGGGACCUGCAAGACCCUCCGCCCCUCUAGCUAGUCCCGUACUCGUGGGUAUAGAAUAUUUCACAUGAGGCUGCAGGACCAGCUGGAUGGCAGGGUGGCCUACGCCAAGAUCACAGACAUCUCCACCAGGGCCUCAGAUUUCAGGUCAUUUGCCCUGAUUCAGGGUUUUUUCAGAGUGCUUGCUUGUACCUGUAAGAAAUUGAAAGGUGAUGCAGGAGACGAAGUACAGAAUCUGCAGACACAAGUACUUGAAGUAGAAAAUAAUACUGGAAGUACCUCCAAUAACAGCCAGUAUUAACAAGUUGUUGUCAAACAUGUUUAUC
Molecule: messenger RNA, 349 nt
Organism: Closterium sp. NIES-67
Lineage: Eukaryota; Viridiplantae; Streptophyta; Zygnematophyceae; Desmidiales; Closteriaceae
Source: the annotation of a GenBank genome assembly